CUUUUUCUCCCCGUUCCCAUCUUCCCCAGCCUGCCUGCCAUCGCCAUCCCUUGGUUUCAGCAUCGCACAAUUACAAUCGAUCGCCCCAGCAUCUUGCUAUUCGAAUCUUCGAUCAAGCGAUACACAGCAUUCCUUGCUUGCACCGCACCAUAAUCCUCUUGCUGGCCAACUAGCCCACAACGGCCACGCUGAAACACCCAGAUUCCCUACUGCAUGCGGUCCAGUGGAUAUUUUUCUCUGGCGACUGCGACUCUCUUCAUCGAUCUAACGCGCUUUUGAUCGACAUUUCGACGGCCCUUUCAUGUCAUAAGGAUACGCAGUGAUUCGAUUUACUCAUCACUGCUAUUUGACGCCGUUUGUUCCCUUGCCGUUCAUCAACACCGCGUUGCCGCCCUAGCCGCUCCCUCGCGAUGGAGUCUCUUCAACUCUCCCAGGUCCUUGCGGAUUUGAGCAACCUUGGAGCUGCUGAGCCCGAGGCUGCAAAUGCCAUCGUCCGAGCGAACGCCCCCAUCGUCAAACCGGAUCUGGCACUCGAGGCUAGUACUUCUUCCACGUCUAGUCGACCUAGAAACUCGCGCAGGACGUGGUCUAAUGAGGCCGGCGCGCCGCCCAAGUUUGAUAAGCUUGGUCGCCGAAUCUUGAGCGCUGGCCCUGGGUCAGCUGCUGGUUCUGGCACUGGCACACCACGACGCACAGAUUCCGAUGCCGACGAUGAUCUUGAACGAGCCUCGACUCUGAUGGCCCUCUACGAUAUCCGAGCCAAGCUCAAGCAACAGGAUAACACCAGCCUCAUACGUGCACGCGAGAAGAUCAAUGCACUUGCUUCCCGACAGCAAGCUGCCGAGCGCAACAUGAAGACGACUGAAGAGCUGCGACGCAACCGAUAUUCGUUUUCCAAGGCUGGUCUUUAAUUAGGUGCCUUGCAGCAUCACGGCAUUCACAGUACGCAUUCUGAUUGUAGUAAGCUAUUUGCUGGUACACACUCACAAUACCUUUGGUGAUGGGAGUACGACGUUUUACGAAUUGGGAUUUGAUUUUUCUAUAUCGCACGGCGCAAUGGCGUUUUAUGAGCCUCUUUUUCAAGUUCCGAGUUUGGACGCACUCUUUGGGUUGUUGAUGACGGAUCACUAUCGGUCUCUUUCAAGCGGAUUAAAAGCUCUGGAAUUAUUCGUGUACAAUACCCGAACCUACCUAUGAAGAUGUAAUAGAACCACUCUUUAACAGCGUAUAAUAUAUAGUUGCUUUGUAGAAUGAUGCAGCAUAGAUGGGGUUACAUCGCAUGCAUCCGACAAAGAGUGAAUGAGCCCAACUAAGCCACAAUAACAUGUUCUAGAAAUUCAUCUAAUCGUGGAUUCCAAAUCUGGGGCAAUGCUCCGAUAGCAGCAGCCUUACAAAUAC
[Torrubiella] hemipterigena is the source of this 1398-nucleotide messenger RNA. NCBI's taxonomy places the organism in Eukaryota, Fungi, Ascomycota, Sordariomycetes, Hypocreales, Clavicipitaceae. The record is from the annotation of a GenBank genome assembly.